Molecule: messenger RNA, 1590 nt
Organism: Sabethes cyaneus
Lineage: Eukaryota; Metazoa; Arthropoda; Insecta; Diptera; Culicidae
Exons: 1
Coding region: 87-1493 (468 amino acids)
Biological process (GO): GPI anchor biosynthetic process; protein localization to plasma membrane
Cellular component (GO): endoplasmic reticulum; membrane
Molecular function (GO): glucosaminyl-phosphatidylinositol O-acyltransferase activity
Source: RefSeq, a predicted model, not a curated record
UUUAAUGUAGUGUUUUUUGGGGGCAUUUCCGGCCAUUGAACUGUUUUGAACAUAGGAAGGCAAGUUAAAAGUACACCAUACAAACCAUGGAUCCAGCGGAGUACAAACUGCUACACGAACGUUCCAUGCAGAACAACAACGGAACAUCGGCGCUCAAUGUUUUCCUGCACAUCGUACCGUCGUUUUUCACCAGCUUCCACACAAUCCAGCUGAUAUCGGUGACGGCCGUAACGCAGAUUCCCGGCCGCUUUCUUCUGGAGUUCUGUCUCAUUGUAAUGCCCUUCGUACUAAUGGUUACCGUAUUAAGCGAACUUGUUGGAAACAUUACCUUGGCGCUGCUACUGAUAAGUGGUUUGUCGGUUCUGCAGCAGAUGCGCAACAAAAUGCACCUGAUGCCGUUCGUACAGAUACCGGGCCGGAAGCCACAGUUUAUGACGGCCUCCCGUGCUUUGAUCAAUCUAAUGUCGGCGGUUUGCAUUCUGGCCGUAGAUUUUCGUAUCUUUCCUCGUGAACUGGCCAAGACGGAAACGUUCGGUUUCGGUUUGAUGGAUGUAGGCGUUGGACUGUACAUGUUCAGUAACGGAAUUGUGUACAAGGUUGAUGACGGGCGAAAGCUUGAUUGGUUACGGGUUCGCAGUGUGCUGCUGGGAAGCCUUCCGCUGGUUGUGCUUGGUAUGGCCAGAUUUUUCGUCACGCAAGAAAUUGAUUAUCAGCAGCAUGUCUCGGAGUAUGGAGUUCAUUGGAAUUUCUUUAUCACGCUCGCGAUUGUUAAAAUUUUCGGCACACUCAUUAUGGAUGCCGUUCGGGAUCUGGAGGUUGCUAAGUUUAUCGGAAUAACCAUACUCUGCGGUCACGAAAUGAUGCUACAUCUGGGUGUCUCACGGUAUGUGAUGAAUGAGAAAGUCGGUAGAUCAAAUUUUAUGGAUGCCAAUCGGGAAGGAAUAGCCUCUGUUCCGGGAUAUAUUGCAUUGUAUCUGGCUUCGACGUAUAUGGGGUCGGUAAUGAGACCUACGAUGGAAAUUCAACCGGCGAAGAAAUUUCUUCGGCAGGCCGUUAAAUUGAGCAUCGUUGCCGGUGUUUGCUGGAAAAUGAUUUACGUGUGUGAGGACAUGUUCGGCGUCUCGCGUCGAUUGGCCAACAUGGGGUACGUGUUUUGGAUUCUAUCGAUUGGCACUAGCAUGUGUGCGUUGUUUAUGUUCUGCGAAGUGUUCAUCUAUUUUGUUCGGUUUGAGGAGCCGAAAUCACCGGAUCAGAUCAUGAAGGGGGACGAUUUUUGCAUUUGCUACGUACCGCUCAUAUUUGAAGCGAUCAACGGAAAUGGACUGGUUUUCUUUCUCGGUGGCAAUCUGCUGACAGGAAUAAUAAACAUGAUUUUUCAAACAAUGCUGCUGGAACCGCCCGCAUCGCUCGUUAUUAUUAGCUAUUAUAUUUUUAUACUGUGCGUCGUAACAGUUUUCAUGCAAGUUAAUAAAAUCAAGUUAAAAAUUUGGUGAGUCAGCUGGUAUAGCAUUCCAGCAAUUCUAGUCAUAGAUGAAGUCCUUAGCAUAUUGACAAAAUUAUACCUAAGCUUAGUAUUAAAUCAAACGUCAU